This is a messenger RNA of Sphaerulina musiva SO2202, 2643 nucleotides long. RefSeq lists its product as uncharacterized. The record is from RefSeq and is a predicted model, not a curated record. NCBI's taxonomy places the organism in Eukaryota, Fungi, Ascomycota, Dothideomycetes, Mycosphaerellales, Mycosphaerellaceae. The coding region runs from base 15 to 2510 and encodes 831 amino acids. Gene Ontology annotation, molecular function: protein binding. The transcript has a single exon.
AUGGCGUGAUCGUAAUGCACAGGCUGUUGUCGCGCGCUGCACAGGUCAGAAGCAGAAGCAGCAAAAGAAGCAGAAGCUCUUGUCAUUGUGCGCCAUGUCUGCCAACACUGCCCGGAACGGUGGCUCGCGGCCACGGGGCUGGUGUGCUGCGACCACCAUACCGGACCAGGUCGACGCCGCGGUUCACGAGCAUCUUCGCCACCGCCGCCACCACCGCUACCACCUAUGAUGCACGUAUCAGAGGGCAGAGACGACAGCAAUGGAACCAGGCCAUGGAUGGGGUCAAGCAAGAGCUGGGACGGGGCGACGCCGCAGCAGAUGGUGAUGAUAAUGCUACUCCCGUUGAAAUAUACGAUGAUUUCAAUGCCGACGUGGAACGGAAUCUGGACAGCAGCCUCUAUCGGCUCUUUCGCCCCGCGUGGCCAUCAAACACUGGACCUGCGCUCAAUAGAUACCAUCUGCCUCCGCAGUCGAUAUAUGCCCGGGACUUGUCGAAAAUGAAGGCCGAAACCACGCGCUGGACUCAGAAGAAGAUUUUGAGAGUAGAGCUGUGCAUGGACAUUCUGCAGCUGCAGUGCUUUCAAUGGCUUCAUUCCAUCGGAUUCCUCGGCAAUGAAUCUGCCUUGUCCUCGUUGCCACCCUCGUACGUCAAUACCAUCGUACAGCACCCUGCACACGUUUGCAAACGCUCGUUGCUGCAAAAAAAGGCCGACUAUAUUCACUUGAUGCGAACUCCAUCGGACGAGUCCGGGGGGAUUGCCUUUCAGAGAUCUCCGGAGGAUGUACCGAUAUGCAAGUACACUCAAGAUGAGUUGGGCGCAUUCCGAUCUGAACAGCUUGAGCUUCGACGAAGGCUUGAGCAGCUGUUCGCCGCCAAAUACCAGGCCGAUCAGGAACCGCAGCUGAUCUGUAACGCAUUUCAUCUACUGGCAGCCUCAUCCGCGCCUCCAAACGUGGACAUUUACAAUACUCUCAUGAACGGUUUACGCAAGAGGGGCCAUGUCUUUCUUACCACGGCUACCAUUCAAACCUUCUUCGGCAGUAAAAUGCGCGCUAAUGAAGUCAGCCUCGCAGUCAUGCUCGGCUUCUACACGGAUACGAACAACGCUGAACAGUUUCGCAUGUUGAUCCAAAAGAUGCGCGGACAGUCCGGCGGCUUGAUGAAGUCCAAACCCGGAAACUGGCGAUUCAAAGCGAGCAAGGGCAGGAUUAUACCUGAUCCGCGGAACCCAAGCAUUCUUAUACAGCUGCCUCAUCCAACGCCAAUGGUCUUUGAUGCCGUAGUCAAGGGUGUACUUCACUUCAGUGGUUUCGAUGCCGCGUUGGGCAUGUGUCGCAAUCUCCGCGACGAAGGCUGGGGUAUGGAUAUGCGAGGAUUUGGCAUCUUACUCAAUGACUGCGCCCGUCGUGGUGAUUGGAACGUUGGAUACCCGGUCUGGAACCAGAUUGUAAAGCUCAAGCAGAGAAGUGCCAGGCUCGUCGAUGGGCACUUGCAAACUGAGAUCAUCAUGACACCGAUUUUCGCGGAUAUGCUCCGCCUCUGUAGACGCUGCGAUAAAAAGCACGAGUUUGGAGAUGUCUGGGAUUUAGCAAAGAAGACGCAUCCGAUCACGAUCAAUCGCAUUAUGGAGAUGGUGAAGGCCGAACGAAGUGCGCGCACCGAUACUAGGCCCCCGGAGCUCGCUGAAUCUCUAACGCAAAGCGAGCCUCGCGGCGGCGAAAGCACACGUGCAGCAUUGGCCGCUGAAGAUAGUGCAGAGGCUCGUGUACAAGCGUUGCAGGCGCUCGCAGAACUCCGUGCGAAAGGGGCAAAUACCGUUGGCGAAUCCAAUCUACAGCAGGAGUAUCUAGCCUUGAAGGCUGAUGUGGAUUUUCUCAGGACAAUGGAGGGAGGAAACGGUGCCGAGCAGUCAAAGACCCGUUCUUGGGCCGAGCUUGCGAGGGAUGCCUACAAUCUCAUUGCCUCUCACCCGACCACUCUCGAAAGGCGCACCUUUGGCCAGAGCAAUGCGCAGUCCAGGCUUGCUGAUGACGUCGGGCGGCCUGUCACGUACUCUGAGCUCGCAAAGAACGCAUAUUAUCUGGUCGCCGAUCACCCAAGCACCAUGGAGAAACGUGGUGGGGACGAGUCAUCGAAGUUUAUCGAUAAUGUGGAUUUGGAUAUCUCCCAGGGAGAAAUCCCUGGCCUCGAAGCUGACUCCGAACAUGCCAAUUCACGGGGAGACAGCGCACGACCGCUAGUCAAGUCCGAUGAGGGCCCGACCACGCCUGUGACUUACACUUCCCUGGCGCAAAGCGCUUAUCGACUGAUUGCAGACCCCGCCACCUCACUGCAGCGGAGGGGGCAUCAGAAUCCAAAAUCAGGUCAUAUCCCUGACGGUGAUACUGAUGCUCAUUCCACGUCGAGCCUACACGGUCACGACGAUACGAGCACACCGGGGCCUGCGGAGUCUGCGUCGUUCAAUGAUGAUCAAGAGCCUCCCAGUGUCAGGAAGAGAGAGAGGGAUUGAUCAAAUGAUUUUCGGUCGUAGAAACGUUGUAGAUGAGACAGAUAGAGUGCGAAUGAUACCCCCCAGGAAUAGGCAAUGAGACAUCUACACUCACACAUGAGGUUUAUCCCAUCAUUCCUGCUCGGCGUGUCUU